Molecule: messenger RNA, 1801 nt
Organism: Parathielavia appendiculata
Lineage: Eukaryota; Fungi; Ascomycota; Sordariomycetes; Sordariales; Chaetomiaceae
Exons: 5
Coding region: 1-1755 (584 amino acids)
Source: RefSeq, a predicted model, not a curated record
AUGUACCCCAAGGUGUUAGCCGUGGCGGCAUCAUUGAUCAGUCUUGGUGCUAGCGUUCGCCUUGACGCCCACCAUGGCCUGGAUUUGCGGAGCGCACGCGAGGAGCCCUGCAAACAGGUCCGCGACCAAGCUGCCAAAUGGAUGGCAGACAACGGCAUUGUGCCAAAGAACCGGUCUGAGCUCCGUUCUUUCAUGCCGGCCACCCCUUCUGUGCCUAUCCGGCCGUCGAUUGCGCUCGCAUGCCUCAAGUCGGUGCCUUUGUAUAAAGAUUCAGCCUUGCAGCAACUCGAUUUCCUCCGCCCAUUGCUCGAAUGGCAGAGCUCGGUCGAGUAUCUCCGGGACCCUCCUCAGGGGUAUCUCUCCGAGGGCGUUGAUCUCAUCCGAGGCCUCGAUGACAUAGCAGCGAAACUCAAAGAAGAAAAACGAGGCGGUUACGCGAACGAGCUUGAAUUCCUGGCAGACCUGCGCAUGUUGACCAGCGUUCGCCCCCGCGACUUCCAUUUCGGCUAUUGGACGCUGCUGCUGGACCUGUUUGACUUUCCCAUGAGUGCCCAGUUCAUCUCUAUAUCUGACGACGGGCUUGCUAUGCCCAAGAUCUAUCUUUACGACGACGUCAAACACGCCCAGAACGGGUAUACGCCUUCCCCAGUGUUAACCAUCGAUGGUGUCCCAGCGCUGGAGUUUCUACAAAAAGCAUCCGUCAAUAUCGCCUUGUCUCACGAUCCCGACGCUCGGUUUAACGGCAUGUUUCGAAGCCUCGCCACUGACACAAAUCUAGCUUAUGUCUCACCCGAACCGUUCGCACUGUUCCUCGGCGAUACAACCAAGGUCACGUGCCACAAUGGUACCAGAUUUGAAUUCAGCAAUGCCGCCCGACUCCGCGCAAACUUCACCAAGAUCACCUCGGGCGCCGAUCUGUACGAUGUUUAUGGCCGUGGCGACUCGACCGACGAGCGGCCUCUCAACGCCAGGUUCUACCAACUGGCAGAGCGAAACUACACAGCCGCCUUCGUAGGUUAUCCCAAACCCUUCAAGUCUACCAGGCACGUAGCAGGCUUUCUGCCAGAGAGCUCCGAGUUCUCGGACAUAGCCGUGCUCGCUUUGAAUAGCUUCAAUGAAGCGCCUAACCUGGACCACGUCGAUCGGUCCAUGAGCGUUCAACAGAGAGACUUCUACCAAGUCGUAGUUGACUCCAUCAGCGCUGCUAAAGCGGCCAACCGCACCAAGCUCGUCCUUGACUUCCAGGGCAACGGCGGCGGCCUCACCUCCAACAUCAUGGCCCUCUACUUUGCCCUCUUCCCCGGCGAUACCCUGCCCGUCCUCUGGCAGGCCCGCGCCCACCCCCAGUUUGCCUGGCUCGGCAAGCAGGCCUGGGAUCCCACGUCAUCUAUAGGCCAAUGGCCGGUGUACAACAUGAUGAGGCCCGACGGCAAGCCCUGGUCCUCAUUUGAAGAGCUGUACGGGCCCUUCCCGGAUGCCCCGGCCGGCCAAAAACGAUGGGGCCAGCACACCCACCCGGCAAUUGAAAACACAACGUGGACGAAGGGCUCCAUCGCGGAUAACUGUGGUGGUCUCUCCUGGGGGCCGUCGCUCUUAUCUGCUCUCCAAUACCCUGGACGGAACUCUACCACCCCAGGCGCCAAGAGAUGCCUGUUUGGGAGAAGCGCGCACGUGGAAGGCCUGUUCGGUGGGGCUCAGUGGGUCCGGGAGGCAGAACUCUACAUGGGUGCGGCCAAUGGCAAAAAGGAACCGUAGGGGCUGGUUAAGUGGGGCAAAUAAUGGAACUGCACCCAAUUCCGAG